This is a messenger RNA of Tupaia belangeri chinensis (Chinese tree shrew), 2239 nucleotides long. It is a transcript of the gene HOXC8, whose product is annotated as homeobox C8. The record is from RefSeq and is a predicted model, not a curated record. Gene Ontology annotation, molecular function: DNA-binding transcription factor activity, RNA polymerase II-specific; RNA polymerase II transcription regulatory region sequence-specific DNA binding. Gene Ontology annotation, cellular component: nucleus. Bases 60 to 788 code for a protein of 242 amino acids. Gene Ontology annotation, biological process: regulation of transcription by RNA polymerase II. The transcript has 2 exons. NCBI's taxonomy places the organism in Eukaryota, Metazoa, Chordata, Mammalia, Scandentia, Tupaiidae.
UCCGGGCGGGGGACUCAAGAGCCAGAGGGGAGGGGGCCGCGGGUUUUCAUGUACCCAGCAUGAGCUCCUACUUCGUCAACCCCCUGUUCUCCAAAUACAAAGGCGCGGAGUCCCUGGAACCGGCCUAUUACGACUGCCGGUUCCCUCAGAGCGUGGGCAGGAGCCAUGCGCUGGUGUACGGGCCCGGCGGCUCGGCGCCCGGCUUCCAGCACGCCUCGCACCACGUCCAAGACUUCUUCCACCACGGCACCUCCGGCAUCUCCAACUCGGGCUACCAGCAGAACCCGUGCUCGCUUAGCUGCCACGGAGACGCCUCCAAAUUCUAUGGCUACGAGGCGCUCCCCAGACAGUCCCUUUAUGGGGCUCAGCAAGAGGCGAGCGUGGUGCAAUAUCCCGACUGUAAAUCCUCCGCCAACACUAACAGUAGCGAAGGACAAGGCCACUUAAAUCAAAACUCGUCUCCCAGCCUCAUGUUUCCAUGGAUGAGACCCCACGCUCCGGGGCGGCGCAGCGGUCGGCAAACUUACAGCCGGUAUCAGACCUUGGAACUAGAAAAGGAGUUUCUCUUUAAUCCUUAUUUGACACGAAAGCGCCGGAUUGAAGUCUCUCACGCUCUGGGACUGACGGAGAGACAAGUGAAGAUCUGGUUCCAGAACCGAAGAAUGAAGUGGAAAAAGGAGAACAACAAGGAUAAACUGCCCGGAGCCCGAGAUGAGGAGAAGGUGGAGGAAGAAGGAAAUGAGGAAGAGGAGAAAGAAGAGGAGGAAAAGGAAGAAAACAAGGACUAAGCAAAAAAGAGAGAUUUCUCCCCUUGUAGCAACUCCCUUGAAGUUUUGUUUUAUGGUAGCAGAUAAAUUGAGAAGUUUACGACUGUCAUUUGCUUUUAUAGAGAAUAGAAUGACACUCACAACUCUAACUACCUGUCAGAUACUUGCAGCUCUGGUUUUAUUACCUUUGGACUUCCCCCGCUCUUUAUUUGUUUGGGGGCCAGAGAGGGGAGACGGAGACACAGCAGAAAGUUCGGACUCUGUCUCACUCCUGGCCCCAAUGCACACUUGUCCCUGCCCCCCCCUUCUGAGUCCUUCCUGGAUUUUAAGGUCUGAGACCUGGCCUCCUUGCCCCCCUCCCUUCUUGUCACACUCCCACCUCCCUGCUUCUCUGGUAUUUAUUUUAGAGGUGAGUCCCCUCAAAAUGCAGAAGAAAACUCCUGGCUUUGCUUUCAGGCUGGGAUUACUGUACUAGAUUUCAUUUUCUUAAAAGGAAAGGGAGGGGAAAAAAGAAAAAAGCAAGGAAAAAAUGGUAAAGAAAUGAGAAAAAGAUAGCAAAAAAAAAAAAAAAUCCCCUCUUCCUCUCUGGGGCUCCCUGCUUAGAAAAUCCCCCUUGACUUUCCCUGGGAGUCUGAUGGAAACCUGAAGGAGAUGUGGGUCUCCUCCCUGCCCCCAUUCCAUGGGGUAGACAGGAACCUGCAGUUACCUCUAAAAUCCUACCUAGCCAUCCCAUCCCGGGGUCACUGGGGCCCAUGCCUCCUCUUCUUUGCUCUUUGAUUUCUGUUCUGUUGGGCCCCCCCCCGACUUCCUCUGAGCUGCAUUAGUGUUAGUGCUCAGAAGUCGCCAUAAUCAUGAAGAUGAUAAUAAUAAUAAUACUGAUAACAAAUCUUUAACAUACUACCUAAAGGGAACCUGCAAUAAUCUUGAAAAAGAAAAGAAAAAAAUUAAAAUCCUACCAUAGGAGAAAAAAAGAGAAAAAAAAAGAAAAAUGAAAAAAAGAAAGAAAGAAACCUCCAACGUAUUUUAUCACUACCUAUAGAAAGAAAUCCUGCUUUGAGAGUAUUCGUAAUGCGGUUUUGUUGUCGUUUGUCGCUGCUUACUUCACUAAGAAAACCCAACAACUGAGACUGCCUAGCCCGCCGGUCCUGUGCGCUUUUAUUGUGCUUCUAACCCCAGUAGAGUAGAACUAAAUUGCACUGAAUGUAUAGUUAACUCUGUCUUGAAUUCUCUGUUUAUGCAACGUGCUCGAAAGAAAAAAAUGGUAAAAUAUAUCUAUAAUAAUAAUUUUUGGUCAUUUGUCUUUAUGUCCAGCUAUGAAUGUAGAUUUUGUGUCCCAACAGCCCUGUUCCUGGUCCAAGUACUUUGUAUUGUAUACGUGAGUCAUAAUAAAAAAAAAAAAGGAGAAAAAUAUCUGAAGCUGGAAUGACUUGUUUUCUUUCCACAACUCUUCCCCAUUCUCCACCCCUCCCCUC